Messenger RNA from Stylonychia lemnae, 978 nucleotides. Lineage: Eukaryota; Ciliophora; Spirotrichea; Sporadotrichida; Oxytrichidae. The record is from the annotation of a GenBank genome assembly.
AUGAAGACUGCAAGAUUAUUACCCGCUCUAGUCAUUGCCUUAUUUACUGGAAAGGUUUUUGGAUUCUGGGAACAAGGCCAUUUGAUGGUCGCCAGAAUCGCUUAUGAUCAUUUAAGCUAAGAAUCCCCAUCAGCUCUUUCGGCUGCUAACAACUUACUUCAAGUAUACUCAAAUUCAAACCCAUCAAUGACAUCACUUGAGGGUGAUUUCCCAUUCGUAGAGUGCUCAACCUUUGCUGAUUCAAUCAAGGCUAAGGGUGGCAGCUACCAAUCAGGAUGGCAUUUCAUUGACAACCCAUUCUUUGAUGAGGGUGGUUCAAUCAAUGAUUAUCCAGAUUUCUAAUUCGAUGAAUAAAACAUCGGAAAGGUUAUCCCAGCCCUUGUAGACUGGCUCUCAGGAAACUCAGGCUACCAAAACAGCUUCGCCUACCAACAAAUCACUGAACAUGUCAGCAACGAAAAUGAGGCUAAGUCGUACGCUCUCAGACUCCUUAUCCAUUAUCUCGGAGAUAUUCAUCAACCACUCCACGCCUCAAGCAGAGUUAAUUCUAAAUACCCCAAGGGAGACAGAGGUGGAAACUCCUUCCAAGUUCCACCAAAGGACGACGCCAAAAAUCUCCACUCUGUCUGGGACUCCGUUGUUUACGAUCACGCCGACACGCCAUCUUUGCCAUACAGCUCAUCUGCCUGGAACAGACUAGGAGGUGUAUGCUCUGACUUAGAAAACAAAUACUCAUUCUCCUCAUCAGAGUACAACAGCGUUGAUGUUGACACCUGGGUCAACGAAUCUUUUGCGAUUACCUAAUCAAACGUUUAUAAUGGCAUCACUGAAAAACAAUCACUCCCAUCAGACUACGUCUAGACCAACGUUGAUGUCAUCGAAAAGCACAUCGUCCUCGGAGGUCUCAGACUUGCUACUACCAUCAAGACAAUCUUCGGAAACAGCGGAGCUGUUGAGGAGGCCCUCUUCCUCCAAUGA